AUGUCACUGACGUUUACGUUAACCGGCAAAAGUAACGUCCUCGCGGUAAGCUACUUUCCAGCUGUAGAUUUAAGCGAUGGUGAUUACGAGCUCGGUCUGACAGACUUUGAAACCUACAAUACGAUACCUAAUAUAAAUUCCUCAAAUAACAAAUUUUACUAUGACAAAGACGACAAGGAAGUUAUCAUUCCCGAAGGAUCGUACGAACUGCGUGACAUUGACAAGUAUCUGAGACAUGCUAUAUCUCGUGUCUCAAAUGAUGUUACUAGGAAGAAGUUGCUUCAUAAAGAGAUCGAUGAAGACGAGGAUAACGAGAUUAUGAUUCGCGCCAACAAUAAUACUAUGAAGAGCAAGAUCAAGUGCUCUUAUCGAAUAAAUUUUAGCAAAUCCAACAACAUUGGAUCGCUGUUGGGAUUUUCCUCAAAUCGUAUGCUUGAACCUCGACAAUGGCACGAAUCAGACUUACCUAUAAAUAUAAUCAAUGUAAACAUUAUUCGCAUAGAAUGUAACCUGACCGCUGGUGCGUAUAGCAACGACAACAUUGUCAAGAUUGAAACUCACUCGUAUAAUCCAUACGCUAAGACUACGUUUGGACAUAGUGAUGAAAUAAGGAUACCUAUACAACAACAGGAUUUAUACACAUUGCCGUGCGAAAGUUUUCUCUAUGUCGAAGGAAGAUUAGUGAAGAAAAAAAAUGAUGAUGAUGACGAUGAUGCAUCAGAAAUAAAACUUGGAAAUAAUUGUGUAGCGUUCAUGUUUGAUGAAAUUCGAUAUGAAAUCAACGGUGUGGAAAUUGAUCGCAACAGAAACGUUGGAAUCACUAGUACUCUAAAGAACUAUGUAUCUCUUACGUUUGACAAAGGAAUGAUAAUGCAGAAUGCCGGAUGGGACAUGUCGUCCACUCUGUGGGAAAAUUAUUUCAAUUUUUGCGUGCCGCUAAAUUUACUGCUGGGCUUUUGCGAGGAUUACAAACGCAUGGUUGUUAACGCACGCCAUGAAUUAAUUUUGAUACGAGCGCGCAAUGAUAACAAUUCUAUUGUGGGAACGAAUAGAACGACGGAACCGGAAAUUGAAUUGUUCAAAGUACAGUGGCGAAUGCCACAUGUUACGUUAAAUGAAGUCAAUAAAUUGUCCAUACUACGAGCUUUGGAAAGCGGGCGAUAUCUAAGUAUGAGUUUUCGUUCCUGGGAUCUGUAUGAGUACCCCUUGCUGCAGAGCACAACCAAACAUUCGUGGGCUGUUAAAACUGCAACACAAUUAGAAAAGCCUCGAUUCGUUAUCUUUGCACUACAGACCGGUCGCAAGAAUAUCAUGUCUCAAGAUGCUACUAUUUUUGACGAUUGUAAUUUGAUCAAUGUGAAACUUUAUCUCAACUCUGAAUUUUAUCCGUACGAUGACUUGAAUCUAGACUUUCGUAAAUCUAGAUACUCCAUCUUGUUUGACAUGUACCAACGUUUUCGUAAAUCUUAUUAUGGACGUGAUUGCUACGAUACGCUGCUUAACGUGGUCACAUUUCUGCAAAGAGGACCUUUUACAGUGAUUGAUUGCUCGCGGCAAAACGAGUCCAUCAAAAGUGCUACUGUGGACGUACGCAUUGAAUUUGAUUGCAAAGAAAAUGUGCCAGCGAGCACUACCGCCUAUUGCCUUAUCUUACAUGAUCGUGUAAUUGAAUACUGUCCAUUGUCUAACGUUGUGCGCAAAAUCAUGUAAAAUGCAGCGUUAGCAAAUAUCUUUAAUAAAAUACCGAGAUAUUUUGUGAUAUGGUACAGUCUCAAAAAAUUACUUGUCAUGGUUGUGCCAACAUUUGUGGAUCUGCAAGGAUUCACCAUUGGAAAAAAAUUUAUUGUAAAGGAAGUAGCGGUAUUGAAACAAGGAAACGUUCUCACGCAUUACAUUUUUACGAAUUCCAUGCCAUGGAAUGCAUUGACAAAAUCCGAAAGAUCUUGCGUUUCUUGGUUGACUGCUUAUCACCAUGGAUUACAAUGGGAAGAUGGAGUAGUUCAGUAUCCGAAAGCGAAGCACCUGAUUUCAACAGCUGUAUAUGAUAAAAAUGAUGAUGAAGCUAUCGUAUACGUUAAAGGCCAUGAAAAACGAGAAUGGUUGAAGAAUAUACUUGAUGUCAAUGUAAGAAAUAAUGUUAUCAUCGAGACCAUGGAUGCUGAUUACGAAGACAUUGAAUCUUUAAAUAAUUUGGAUACAGCGAACACUAUACGAUGUGCAAAACAUAUUAAGAAUUGUGCUAUGCAGAAUGUAUUUAAAUUAUACAAUUAUUGGUUACAAUGUCAAAAAGAUGCUUUAAAAUAAAAAAUGUAUAAACGUAUUUAUGGUUUAUUUUUUUAUCUU
Molecule: messenger RNA, 2343 nt
Organism: Solenopsis invicta (red fire ant)
Lineage: Eukaryota; Metazoa; Arthropoda; Insecta; Hymenoptera; Formicidae
Source: RefSeq, a predicted model, not a curated record